AUGUCCGCGCUCUUGACAGUUCAACACCACGCUCGUCCUCUUUUUCUUCCCCAGGAUCCAGUGUCCUCUCCAGUUUUCCGUUUCCUCCAAAGGGUUAACUCCGCUCACGCUCUCGCUCUCGCCUCCUAUUUUGAUCUCUAUAUUUGGUCUACCGCGCGACUAGACGCCUUCUGGGACUUGGUGUGGGACGAGACAAACAUCAUUGGAGUCAAGGGAUCUCAUGUCGUCGACAAUACAGCCUUGCCAUCCGCUAAUCCUCUUUGGUUCAAAGAUGCACGCGUCAAUUGGGCUGAGAACAUGUUGCACUGCCGCUCAGAGCUUAGGAUCGCUCUCAUAGAAGCCAUUGAGCCCACUCCGGAUCUCCCAAAUCCCCGUCUCAGGCAGCUCUCCUAUGCUCAGUUGUAUUCCCUUGUAGCAGACGCCGUCUCCGCCUUGCUUUUUUACGGCGUUAAGCCAGGGGAUAGGGUCGCUUCUUAUUCUUCUAAUUGCAUAGAAAACGUCGUCGCUUGUCUAGCAACCUCUGCCAUCGGUGCAAUUUGGGUCAGCGCAGCUGCUGAUUUUGGUCCUGAAGGCGUAAAAGAGCGUUUUGAACAAGUACAGCCCAAGUUCAUUUUUGCCGUAGACGCAGUCGUAUACAAUCACAAGGUUCACCCACACCUGCCCAAACUUUCACGUCUCCUGUCAGGCUUGGCGGAUUUAAUUUCCCCACCCAAAAUCGUCAUUAUAAACACGUUUUCUCAUGACCAGACCAGUCAAUCAUGGGGCGAAGACUGGAUUGCCUGGGAAGAUUUUCUUAGCAAGGGCCAUCAAAGUAACCUCGGUCGCACAGAAACUGGUGAGAUCAAGUGGAAUCGACUUCCCUUUGAUGCUCCUCUUUGGAUCCUUUUUAGCAGUGGGACCACUGGUCGACCAAAGCCUAUUGUCCACCGAGCCGGUGGUAUGCUUCUUCAGGCGAAGAAGGAGUUUGCGAUUUGUGGCGACCUUCGUCCUGACGACGUCUUUUUCUACUACACUACAACGGGAUGGAUGAUGUGGAACUUUCUCGUGAGCGGCCUUAGUAUUGGUUGCACUCUCGUGCUAUACGAUGGCAGUCCGCUUCGGGAUCCCAGUCUUCUGUGGAAGCUCGUAGAUGAUUUGGGCAUCACUAUUUUUGGGACCAGUGCCAAAUAUCUGGACCAGCUUUCUAAAGGUUAUCGUCCUCGAGAACACCAUGAUUUGAGUACAUUGCGACAUAUAUAUUCUACUGGAUCUCCUCUUGCUCCUCCGUUGUACGAUUAUGUUUACGAACACAUCCACCCCAAAGUUCUCCUAGGUUCCAUUACAGGUGGGACAGACAUUUGCUCUUUAUUUGCCGGAAUGUGCUCUGCCCUUCCAGUGUAUCGAGGAGAGAUCCAAUGUAGAAUGCUUGGGAUGGCAGUUGAAAGCUUCUCUGCUGCGGGUACAUUGAAUCCACCAGAUGAGCCUGGUGAACUCGUUUGUGUUAAGCCAUUCCCAUGUAUGCCUCUUGGCUUUUGGCCAUUGCCCGGAUAUGGGACUGAAGCUGAUGUCGAGGCUGCUCUUAAACGCUUCCAUCAAUCCUAUUUCUCAGAGUUCGAAGGAGUGUGGUACCACGGAGAUCACAUUCUAAUUACAGCUUCCAAAUCAGGGAACGGGGGUGGCAUAAUCAUGCUCGGACGUUCGGAUGGUGUGCUGAACCCCGGAGGCAUUCGUUUUGGUUCUUCUGAGAUUUACGAAGUUCUAGACUUGUGUUUUUCGCAUCCUACUGCGGAGUUCAUGGUCGUAGAUUACCUGGCCGUCGGCCAGAAAACAGAGGGAGGGGCAGACGAACGGGUUAUUCUUUUCGUCAAACUUCCGCCGGGUCAAAAGAUUACUCCCGAAUUCGAGCGGAAGGUAAAGGCAGAAAUCCGAGCGCGCAGAAGUCCACGGCAUGUCCCCGCCAGGAUAAUCCAGGUUUCUGAUGUUCCGUACACACUCAACGGAAAGCGCGUGGAGGUCUUGGUUAAAAAGAUUAUCAAUGGUGCCCCAUUGUCCUCCGUUAAUCCGGCUACGCUGUCUAACCCCGAGUGCUUGGAAUUUUACCACAAUAUUGGACAAGAGCUGCGACAAGAGUGUCCCUAG
Messenger RNA from Psilocybe cubensis, 2118 nucleotides. RefSeq lists its product as uncharacterized. The transcript has 14 exons. NCBI's taxonomy places the organism in Eukaryota, Fungi, Basidiomycota, Agaricomycetes, Agaricales, Agrocybaceae. Gene Ontology annotation, cellular component: cytosol. Gene Ontology annotation, molecular function: acetoacetate-CoA ligase activity. Gene Ontology annotation, biological process: lipid metabolic process. The coding region runs from base 1 to 2118 and encodes 705 amino acids. The record is from RefSeq and is a predicted model, not a curated record.